Molecule: messenger RNA, 1530 nt
Organism: Diutina rugosa
Lineage: Eukaryota; Fungi; Ascomycota; Pichiomycetes; Serinales; Debaryomycetaceae
Product: glycolipid translocation protein
Exons: 1
Coding region: 1-1530 (509 amino acids)
Biological process (GO): glycolipid translocation; dolichol-linked oligosaccharide biosynthetic process
Cellular component (GO): endoplasmic reticulum membrane
Source: RefSeq, a predicted model, not a curated record
AUGAAUGGCACGUAUGCCCUCAUCUUAGGACAGGUGGCUCUGAAGCUUUUGACGUUUGGCUUGAACCAAGCUCUUAUCAGCAGUGUUGAUCCACCAACACUAGGUCUUGCAACAUUCCUUGAAUUUAUCACUAACCUGAUCCUUUUUUUCUCGAGGGAGGCCGUUCGACUCUCUACGCAAAGAACAAGCUCAAGCGGAGUCUCAGCAGAGCAGUCGGUGAUUAAUUUUGGAUAUGUGCCAGUGAUAUUAAGCAUACCGUUAUCUUGUUUGGCACUAUUAUGGAAUUGGCCGUCACGAACAUUUCAAGAGGAGUUUUUACCAUUACCGGCGCUGACCCUAUCCUUGGUUAUAUUGGCGGUGUCAUUGGCUUUGGAACUUUCCAUCGAACCGCUAUAUGAACUCAAUCAAUAUCAUAUGAACUUGGGUAACAAGGCCCAGUUCGAAAGUUUGGGAAUUUUAUGCCGCGGAGUGGUGACGGUACUUUUAUUGAAAUGGAAACCAUUGAACAGCUCUCUUCUUGCAUUUAUGUGCGGCCAACUUGCUUAUUCAUUUGUUCAAUUUAUUGGAUAUCUCAAGGUAAAUGUGCCUCCUGGAGUAAGCGGUCUAGCUCGAAGACUCCCCAAUGGUGGAUGGCUUGAUAAACAAAUUGUUCAAGUUUGGAAAGCUCUCUUCGUGCAGAUGAUAUUCAAGCAAGUGUUAACAGAAGGUGACAAGUUAGUCAUCAACCACUUUUUCCCAUUGUCAACACAAGCAGUGUAUGCGGUCAUGCUGAAUUACGGUCUGAUUCUUGCCAGGUUAGUAUUUCUGCCAAUUGAAGAGUCUUCCCGCGUUUGGUUUACAAAGGUAAUGGCCAUGACGUCAGAUAAGUCUGACCAGCGUCGAGUGAUUUCGGCUUUGAAGUCAAUCGAGGACGUAUGCGUUGGAUACCUUCAUUUCACCGUGCUUUUAUUGAUGGCAGGAAUUCCAAAUGCAGCUUACGUUUUACGACUUGUACUUAGAGGCGCAGCUGCCAAAUGGGAUGGUACCGAUCUUUUUACUAGUUUCGGGAACUACGUUUGGUAUCUUGCGUUACUCGCAUUCAACGGUAUAUUUGAGGCCCUCUUCACUAGUGUUGCGACCACCAAGGAACUUAAAUACUAUUCCUAUUUCAUGACCAGUCUGUGUUUAGUGUUUUUCCUUGUCCUGAAACUCGCUAUCGAACAUUGGCAUUUGGAACUCUCCGGAUUAAUACUUGCUAAUGCUGUUAACAUGUUGAUGAGAAUAAUCUGGUGCAGCUACCAUCUACACAAUACUUUUGUGCGCCGUUUUGGCAUCCACAUUGACAAAAUUCGAGUACUCGCAUAUAUCGCCAAGUGUGCGUUGCUCUUUAUUGUUGGCAACGGCGUUCAAAAGUACAUAAACGGUACGACGACAACGACUACUUUUCGCCAAUUUUUUAAUAGUGGGGUGAUAUGUGGUAUUUCGUUACUCGUUCAGAUUUCUUGGGAGUAUCCCCGAAUUCGCUCUUAUGUAAAGCGUAAAAAGGAAUGA